AUGGACGGAAAAGGAUGGAGAUUUCCUACUGCUGAUGAGCUUGCCCAGCACUCUAUUUCCGUUGGUACAGAAGACCAUUUGUACGGAUUCCUGCGCAUCAGAGAACUUUACUUCAAGGCAGACCCAAACUACGAAGGAAGAUUCACAGUGCCUGUGCUUUGGGAUAAAAAGUUGGAGACCAUCGUCAGCAAUGAGAGUAGUGAAAUUAUCCGUAUGUUGAAUACCGAGUUCAACUCUAUUCUUGAAGGAAGCUAUGCUGAGGUUGACAUCUAUCCAAAAGAGUUACAGGCCGACAUUGACGCUCUCAAUAGUUGGAUCUAUGACAACAUCAACAAUGGUGUCUACAAGAGUGGAUUCGCAACUUCGCAGGAAGUUUACGACAAGGAGGUCCAGAACGUGUUUGAGCAUUUGGACAAGGUGGAGGCCAUUUUGAAGGCCAACGUGGAAAAGGACCCCAAAAACAAGUUUUUGCUUGGAGCCACGCUUACUGAGGCUGAUUUGCGUUUGUAUCCCACCCUCAUCAGAUUUGACCCUGUCUACCACCAGCACUUCAAGUGCAACAUCAAGAUGUUGAGACAUGACUAUCCUUACAUCCAUGACUGGUUGCGGUUGUUGUACUGGAAGAUUCCUGGCUUCAAGGAGACCACCAACUUCGAGCACAUCAAGAACCAUUACACCAAAUCACACAUCGAGAUCAACCCUCAUAGUAUCACGCCUUUUGGACCUGUACCAAACAUCAUGCCUUUGUAA
Messenger RNA from Australozyma saopauloensis, 750 nucleotides. It is a transcript of the gene ECM4, whose product is annotated as omega-class glutathione transferase. The coding region runs from base 1 to 750 and encodes 249 amino acids. The record is from RefSeq and is a predicted model, not a curated record. Gene Ontology annotation, cellular component: cytoplasm. NCBI's taxonomy places the organism in Eukaryota, Fungi, Ascomycota, Pichiomycetes, Serinales, Metschnikowiaceae. The transcript has a single exon. Gene Ontology annotation, molecular function: glutathione transferase activity.